Messenger RNA from Octodon degus (degu), 2752 nucleotides. It is a transcript of the gene Cimip6, whose product is annotated as chromosome unknown C2orf73 homolog. Bases 212 to 919 code for a protein of 235 amino acids. The record is from RefSeq and is a predicted model, not a curated record. Lineage: Eukaryota; Metazoa; Chordata; Mammalia; Rodentia; Octodontidae. The transcript has 5 exons.
ACCCAUCGCCCCCGCGCCGCACCGAGCGGUCGGAGCCGCGAAGCCGGCGCGCCUGCGCACUCAGGGCCGCCCCUCCCGCGCGCGCCAGGCGGGCCGUUGCUUAGCAACGCGCACGUCACAAAGGCUGGGCUCCCUGGCCUCUACGCGGAGAGAGCCGGUCUGGCCGGUCUCGCGAGACUCCAGGGCUUUCACGUGUCAGGCCCAAGGGCUCAUGGAGGCCGCGGAGGAAAAGCCGCAACAGCAUAAAAUAGAAGAUGCUGGUGUAGUAUAUGUAACUGAAAAAAAUGAAGAAAUCAAACAUGAAAAAAAUCCUGGAAAUAGCAUACAGCCUUCAAAACCAUAUGUGAGGAGAGGACCUGGAAAUUAUGCUAAAUUCAUUAACACAAAUGCAAGAACGUACAACGAACCAGUUCCCUACAUAGAUCCCAGAAAGGGGCCAGAGGAGCAGUGUGACUGGUGGUCACAUAGUACAGCGCCAGCACAUCCCUUCCAACCACGUUAUGAUACUCAGAGCACCCAGAGAAGUGACUUCCGAAAACCAACAUGUCCUUUGGUUUUGCCAGUCAAACACAGCCGACUGCAGAAGCCUUCCUGUGGAAUAGUUCCCCUUGUCUGUCCAGAUGCACCAGCAGAACUUCAAAACAAUUUUAUAGAAUACAUCUCCUUUAUACAUCAAUAUGAUGCCAGGAAUUCCCCCAAUGAGCCCAUCCGGGGAAAGAGACAUGGAGCUUUUGUGCAGAGAGAGAUAAAACCAGAGCGUAGGCCAAUAGUUCCUACGGGAACAGAGGUAUUAUUGAAUGCUCCGGGGUCAUGUUCCACAGAACAGUCAAAAAAAACAGAGAAAGGAAAUUCAGCAGGAAGCAGAAUGAUCUCAUCAGGUCUCUGCCAGCAAAAUUCCCAAGAGCUGCUAGAGACUUAAAACUCACUUAUCAGAAACAGACGGCAAAUAGACAGCCAAGUCACACCCCAGAAGCCCUAAAGAAGGGAGAAGAUCACAGGCAUCUUUCAAAUGACUGCAGGACAUUCUCUUCUCACCAGUCACAAGCCUUUAAAUCCACCAAUAAAAAACAAGAUAAGUUGUCCUCUUCAGAUAAAAACACAAUUCCUGGAAUGUAGAGGAGUUUAAUAAUGGCUAUCCAGGUGCUGGCACAUGCUUUUGUUAUCAAAAACCUCAGAAUAUGUAGUUUGCAUAUAAGAAAAAAGGGAGAAAAAGACACACAGGUUUUUAAUAGUGAUAACUGAUGAGAUAGAUUAUGAGACAUUAUUUUACAACAUUUAUAAGUAAAACAAUUUGGUUUACAUAUAAUGGAUAUUAAAAGUAUAAACUUUUCCAGGAGAAGCCUUUAUCAGUCAUUAGUUACAGUUCUGAAAUCAAAAUAAACUGGGUUUAUGAUGUUGGCUCUAUAUCAUAUGAGCUCUUUGACUGGAGGUAAGUUAUUUAACCUCUAUAGACCUCAAUUUUCUCAUUUAUAACAUUAGGAAAAUAGAAACUUCAUAAGAUUAUUAAUCAUGAGAUUAUGUACAAUGAUCAGUAAGUUGUCAAUAUAAUCAUUAUCACUUCAUAAAUUUAAAUAUUAUGUUCUAUAAAUUUUUCUCCUUAUUUUAAGACUUAUAACUCCUCUAUAUACAACUAAGAGUGCAAAAAUCUAAAAAUAUUUGUCAGCAUAUGACACACAUACAUUAACUCAAAGAGGAUGGAUACUUAGGAUAUCAAAAUAUUUCCCAAAUUGUUUUCUAUUUUGCUGAUUUCUAAAGCUAACUCAACCUACUCUUUGGUCAAACUGGUAAAGAUUAACCCUACCCGCUACAUAAUUUGAUAUAUUUUAUAUUCUAUGAUGCAUCCACUAUAAGGUAUGUUAUGUGGUGUGCAAGUGGAAGUAGAAUACUUCGCUACAAUAAUGCACGCAAAUUUCCAUGGCAAAAUAUCAGUUCCUCACUAUUAUCAGUGAUAUUGGUAAAGCUAUACUAUACCUUUAUCCUUUUAUCCUUCCUCCACUAAGGAAAUUUUAAUAUACUACAAAAAAAUAAAUGCCAUUGAUGCAAUUUAUAUGUGUGUUAAAGACUUCUAGUUCUUACAACAUGGCAAAAUAAAACUAAUAGUGAACCUCUUCUAUUUGAAAUACCUUAAAAUGAUAAAAUAACAACCCGUAAAGCAGUAAAAUUUUCAUGUUCUAAAAUAGUUUGCGGAAAGAGUGUUGUUGUAUUGUCUCGUUAGGGGACGGUGUAGCUCCGGCCAGCGGGGAUGCAGAAUGGGCUGAGGUGGCUGUGGCUGUGAGGAGAGGGCAUGACGCUGGUCCAGUUGGGGCUUCUUAGGCUUUGCCUUUGAGGAGAGGUAAAUAGAAGCCAGGCUUGGAAAUGGAAAUGGAUGCAACUCUUGGAAAAGUGGGAGAGGGAAGUUAGGGCACAGUCAUGAACUGUAAACAUAAGAGUGCUGGGCAGAUAGUAGCUAUUAAGGUAUUCUAUGCCAAGCUGGAAAAAUCUGUCAACAAAAUUGCCACGAGAAAUACAGUUUCUAAAGGUUGGCUUCAAAAAUAAAAUAAAAUAGUUCGGGGGUAGAGCACUUGCCUAGCAUGUGCAAGGCCCUGGGUUCAAUAUCCAGUACUGCAGAAGGCAGGGGGGCUUGCUGAUAUCUGUUUGUCAGUCUGUCUGUCAUCUAUCUGUCAUCUGUCUUUUGGAGAGCUUGCCUAAUUAAUACAUGCAGAUUGCUUUUUUAUUUUAAGGAGAAUAAAAACUAAUACAGAGUUCAAAGCAA